This is a messenger RNA of Suillus fuscotomentosus, 2987 nucleotides long. RefSeq lists its product as uncharacterized. Lineage: Eukaryota; Fungi; Basidiomycota; Agaricomycetes; Boletales; Suillaceae. The transcript has 2 exons. The record is from RefSeq and is a predicted model, not a curated record. Bases 467 to 2566 code for a protein of 699 amino acids.
UUCGCUUAAAAUUCUUGGCAAUUGUAAGCAUUUUGGUUUUGAAUACGCGCCUGACAUAAAGCUCUCGUUCAUCGGCUUGUCUUUUUCUACAGUCGUUCGCCCUCCUUUGACCUCAUCAUGACUGGCAUUCCCACUCCACAACGCUCACGAACCAGGACGGCAGAUUUCUCAGACAUCUUCCGCAGCUCGCAUGGUUCGCGUCAGCUUUCCAAAACUGGCGCUCUUACAGACACCCCAUCCGAAGAAAAGCCCAAGUCUAGGCGCUCUAUGCUGCCCUUCCUCGGAAGGAAGAAGACCGAGCGACCAUUCGCUUCAUCUUCAGCUUUGCCUAGAAAAUCUACCAACUCUCCUUCGGGAUCCGGCAAAGAGUGAGUUUUUCGUCUGGUUUAGGUUGAUGAUCGAACGUGUCGUUCAGUCAAGGAACGAUCUCUCGUUGAUGGGCCAAACGGGGAUGAGUUGGUAACUUAUGGUCUACAAUGUCGGCAUAUAUGCUUAUAUAUCUGCUCAUCGUACCCAUCCGACUAAACAUAGAAACAAGACGCAGUAUAUUCACAGUCCUGACUGUACAUUCACUUUUUUUUUACCAAAAUCAUUGUUUGCUUUCUUUGAAAUACUGAUUGCAUAUCACUGUAGGCUCUUGACAACUGUAGAUGGUUCUCCGUCCGACAAACGGCUUCCUUCUACCCUUCCUCCAUUGAACGUGUCACCGCCAUCAUUGGGCUCCAAAUUUGCCGCCCAUUUCUCUCCUUUGCGAUCUCCUAGCAAAACUCUCAAGGCACGAUACUCUUCAUCGUACAAGUCAACAAACACCCCUCCCACUCAUUCGACCGCCACUCUCUCCCUCCCUGUAGCUGAUUGUCAUGCUACUUCCCUCGAAUCCCACAGCUCCAGCACUGUAAACAGCCGAUCCACCACACCAAAACCACUUGUUCAACCCGCUACAGAAAACGCUCCUUACUACGAACUGAUGGAUGAUUUUUCUGAUUUGUUUACACUUCCAGAGCAUCCUUCGAAACCGACCAAGUCUGCUCAAAAAGCUUCUACCCUGCCACCUGUUGUUGUCAACGCUGCGAACGGUUCAAAAAAGUGUGCGGAACCCAGUUUUGCUACACCAUUGACACCCGCUAGUCCCACUCCUCCAUCAACCCCUCGCCUUCAAUUCCCCAUCCCUCCUUCGAAUUUUGGCCUCACUUCGAUGGCGAACGAGAAGUCAUCUUCUCGAUAUUCGCAGGGAUCAUCUAAAACAGAGCCAACCACUCCUUCAAGCAAACACUCUAAUAGCAGCCUUAAGCUGCCAGCCACGAGCCCUCAACAUCGCUUCUCGAUCUCUCGUGAACGUCGGAGCGACCGCAUUGGCACUGCCGGUGUUCCUUCCGAAGAUGAAAGCGAUCGUGCUCGCGCAUUCAGUCUUUCGGGAAGCGAUACAGAUGCGUCUCGUGCUACAGACAGCAGUGUGCGUAGCAGGAGAGGUAGACAUCACAGCGCAUUGCCGAAGGCAUCGGCUAUGAAGCGUCCCGCCCCUUUGCAGCGUGCGCCCUCUUCCUCAGAAAAAUUAUCCAGCGGGCCUCCUCCUUCUGCCCCCCUACCUUCGCCACCGCCCUCAGCUCGGUUUGCACCCAGGCUACCGAUAAGCUCGUUGCCAGUUACCCCUACCGACAGCGUUCCCUACAACUUGACUGUUCACUCUCCGGGUAUAGCGCCACGACCGCGAGCUAACACUGUAUCAGCAGCGACCUCGCUGAGUUCGGCUAGGCUUGCGGCGUGGAUGGCUCCCAGACCGAGCCCACAAAAUAAACAAGCCCCUGCAGAUCCUCAGCUACUCGCAUCCGAGGAUGACCUCAGGAAUGCGCUUGCCUUGCAGAAUAGAAAGUAUGCUCAACUUCAAGAAUAUGCCGUCACUAUAACCAAGAAAUUUGAGGACGAAAAGGCAUCUAUGUCCAAGACCAUUCAGAUGCUGGAGCGUGAGAUCCGAAAAAAGGUCAGAGAGAUAGAGGGUUUGCGCUGGCUCGUCAUACACAAUGGUGGUGCAGACGAUAUUGAUGCGGCGGAGAGCCUGGCACGAGCUUCUUUGAUCACGUUGGACGAUGGAAAUGCAUCUGACGCUGCGUGGGUCAUGGAUUCAACGCGUGGUGAGGCUCCGUCCCAGAGCGCACGUCCACUGACAACAAACGCGUCUGUUGGCUCUCGUAGAGGACUUGGCCUCGAUUAUCUGGACCAAUCUAGCCCGUCUGGGGCAUCCCUAGAGCCAUCUUUUCCAGAACUUGGCAUUGUUGCCUCUGCCUCGUCUUCGCACUCUUCUCUGUGUCUUCCGAUGCUGGCUUCAUCGACGACCUCAUCUUUAUCAGCCAUCCCAGAACAGCAGGGAGAGACCAGCCGAGUGGAACGUCAACAGACGAAAGAAGAACGGCGCGCUUCUCGGGCCCUACGUCGGAUCUCAUCGUCAUCGAUGUCGUCAGUGACAUCUGGAGCACUUAUGGCACAUCCUUUGCCGAUCGAUCACACGCUCGACCCUCAGUCUAGCAUGGAAAACGUACUGGAGAAGCUGCGUCCGUUUCGAAACACUUGAUCCGGCCAAUCUUUAUGCAGCUCGCCUGCUUGCCAUUGCAUGAUCGCAUCAACUAUUCGCGCUUUCAAACUGCGGGCUUAGACAUCUUCGACACCUUCCCGUUCCUUCCCAACUGCUUAGCUAAUUCACCUCACUUCAUGGACUUAUUCGCAUCACCGCAAUUUACAACUCCAAGUCUACAUUUCAUCUGCCAGGACGUCCAGGAAAGUUGGAUACCUCGCAUCGUCGUUCACUCAUUCAUAUUCGCAUUUGCAUUUGCAUCCUUGGUAUAUCAUUUGAUAUUUACCACAGUCGUUAUCGUCACAAUUCUUUCCUUUACAUACCUCUGAUCAGCAUAAGCUCAUACCAUCUCUUCGGUCGUGCACCACAACAUAUUUAUUUGAAGGGCAUAAUGGAAGCCAAAAUAAUUAUUUUGCUUGGU